ACUUUAUUGCAGCACUGACUACAUCCCGUUUGCACGCAGUCGCCGAUUUUAAAAGAGACGUUGAAGAGGAGAAUACUAUAAUUAUAUAAUUAAUUUAUUUAUUUUGUGCUUAAAGUUGAUAUUAAGACCUUUAUAUCAAGAAGUAUCAAAACGUAUUCAGUAUUUAAUGCAGUAUAUAUGAAUUUCUUCAUUUGAAUUUAAAUUAUAAUGCAUCAAGCUCAUUCAAUGGCCGCAACUGCCGCAAUGGCUUAUCAAACUACAUCCAGUUUACAACGAUCGCCCUUCGCUAUUCACGAGCUACUGGGACUUAGUGAAAGACCUCCACCUCCUCCUCCACCGAUCCCUCCAUCCGCUCAACUUGACUGGCGACAUGUUCAUCUCCAACAACUUGCAGCGUCUGCAAUGCCGCCUCAUCAUCAUCAUCCUCAUCUCCACGCAACACCGACUGAUAUGCACUCUCAUCAUGAGAAUACAAAUGACCUAGAUGCACUUGGUCGACCAUUAACUUCUUCUCCAACAAACGGAAACAAGAAAAAAAAGAAAAAGCGGAGACAUAGAACAAUUUUUACAUCUUAUCAGUUAGAAGAAUUGGAAAAAGCGUUCAAGGACGCACACUACCCAGACGUCUAUGCUCGAGAAGUUCUUUCUCUAAAAACUGAUUUGCCUGAAGAUAGAAUACAGGUUUGGUUCCAGAAUCGCCGAGCUAAAUGGAGAAAAUCCGAGAAAACAUGGGGUAAAGGGUCAAUAAUGGCUGAAUAUGGCUUGUAUGGUGCAAUGGUUAGACAUUCUCUUCCACUUCCAGACUCUAUAGUGAAACCAACAAAUGAGGGGAAAGAAGUGGUUGAAUCUAGCGCUCCCUGGUUGCUGAGCAUGCAUAAAAAAUCGAUCGAAGCGGCACAAAAAUUGAAGGAGGAAGAAAUGGAAAAUUUUCCAAAUAGUAAUGACCAAUUAAAAGAGGAGAGUAUUGCAAAUUUAAGAGCAAAAGCUAAAGAUUUUUCCAGUUCUCGUGAUCCUUCAAAUGCUGCUUUUAAGCCCUUACCAUUCGAUUCUUCAACGACAUCUUCAGCCACCUCAACUCCGUCGUCCCUUGACCCGGGAACUUAAUUAGAGCCGAUAACGUGCCUCGUUCGCCCUCCAAAUCAUUCUGCUUCACCAAACUUAAUUCAUUUGCGAUUCGCCAACGAAAUGUUCACAAUAUAUACGGUGCUUUUUAUGUCUUAUACAUCGUUGUAACAUGUAUCCCUCUAGUUACUUUCUUGUUCGUUCCUAUAUAUUUUAUCAAAUGUUAUUGAAAAAAAUAAAACAUAUAUGUAUCAGCGUAUUGUAGAAUCUAUUCUAUUCGUGCUGCAUUUGUGUUUAUCUGCUAUUCAUGUGCAAAUUAUAGAUAUAACUAAUCUUUAAUUAAAUUAAUACAUUUAUA
Messenger RNA from Dimorphilus gyrociliatus, 1420 nucleotides. The record is from the annotation of a GenBank genome assembly. NCBI's taxonomy places the organism in Eukaryota, Metazoa, Annelida, Polychaeta, Dinophilidae.